Labrus bergylta (ballan wrasse) is the source of this 7317-nucleotide messenger RNA. NCBI's taxonomy places the organism in Eukaryota, Metazoa, Chordata, Actinopteri, Labriformes, Labridae. The record is from RefSeq and is a predicted model, not a curated record.
CUUAUGGCAGAGGUGCUUAGGCAGAAUGUGACAGGCCUACAGUGGAUAGCAAGUGAAGCCUGGACAGCAUCUACUGUGCUUCAGACACCCGAACUCAUGCCGUACCUGAAGGGCACGCUCGGCAUUGCCAUCCGUCGAGGGGAAAUACCAGGACUGAAGGAGUUUUUAAUACAAAUACAUCCUGACAAAGUAAACAAUGACAGCUCUGGAACAAGCAUGGUGAGGCAGUUUUGGGAAUCCACAUUUCGGUGUAAAUUUGCUUCACCGGGUUGGCUGAAAGCUGGGGAAACACUCUGCAAUGGAGAAGAAGACAUACAAAAUGUUGAGAGCGAUUUUUUAGAUGUUUCAAACCUCAGGCCUGAGUACAAUAUUUACAAAGCUGUGUAUUCUCUAGCGUAUGCCCUUGAUGAUGUGAUGAAGUGUGAGCCAGGGAGAGGGCCUUUCAGUGGGCACAGCUGUGCCAAUUUUCAAAACUUGGAGCCAUGGCAGCUUGUUCAUUAUUUACAAAAGGUUAACUUCACCACAUCAUUUGGUGAUCAAGUUUCAUUUGAUGAGAAUGGAGAUGUGCUACCAAUCUAUGAUGUCAUCAACUGGCUGUGGCUCCCCGAUGGAAAAAUUAAAGUUCAAAAUGUGGGUGAUGUUAAGAGGUCUGAUUUCAAAGGUGAAGUUCUUAAAAUUGAUGAAGACAAAAUCUUCUGGAACUUUAUUACUAAAAAGCCACCUCAGUCAGUAUGUAGUGAGAGCUGUCCUCCAGGUACCCGCAUGGCCAGAAAGAAAGGGGAACCUGAAUGCUGUUUCGACUGUGUCCCUUGUUCUGAGGGGAAAAUCAGCAAUACAACUGACUCCAUAGAGUGCACAAGUUGUCCAGAGGACUUCUGGUCCAGCCCAAAGCAUGACAUCUGUGUGCCUAAGAAGACCGAGUUUCUCUCUUUUCAUGAGCCGUUGGGUAUCUGCUUGACAACUGCCUCAUUGCUGGGCACAUUUCUCUGUUCUGUCGUCCUGGUAAUCUUCAUCCAUCAUCGCAGCACACCCAUGAGAAAGUUUCAACUUAAUGAAAUGCACAAGCCUGGAGAUGUGGUUCUUGGUGGGCUAUUUGAGGUGCACUAUUCCUCUGUUUUCCCUGAGUGGACUUACACCUCAGAGCCACAAUGGCCCAUCUGCAAAGGGUUUAAAACUCUAGGGUUCAGGCAUGCAAUGACCAUGGCCUUUGCUAUUGAUGAGAUCAACAGGAGCUCCGAUCUGUUACCUAAUGUGACUCUAGGAUACAGUCUGUAUGACAACUGUGGUGCACUUAUCAUUGGAUUCAGUGGUGGAUUAUCACUUGCCAGUGGCAGAGAAAAGCACUAUGUGUUUGAGGAGAACUGUUUAGGGACCCCUCCAGUCAUGGGGAUAGUUGGUGAUUCUGCCUCUACAUUUUCCAUUGCCACUUCCAAUGUGCUGGGUUUAUACAAAAUGCCUAUUGUGAGUUAUUUUUCCACUUGUUCCUGCCUUAGUCAUCGGCAACGGUUCCCAUCCUUCUUUAGAACAAUCCCAAGUGAUGCUUUCCAGGUGCGUGCAGUGAUACAGAUUCUGCAACACUUCAGCUGGACUUGGGUCGGCCUGCUAGUCAGUGAUGGUGACUAUGGACUCCAUGUUGCUCGAUCCUUCCAAUCUGAUCUGACUCAAUCCAGUGGAGCUUGUCUGGCCUACUUAGAAGUUUUGCCCUGGGACAGUGACCCAGCUAAACUUAGUAGGAUUGUUGAUGUGAUGAAGACAUCCACAGCCCGUGUGGUUAUGGUUUUUGCACAGGAGUUUCACAUGAUACAUCUUAUGGCAGAGGUGCUUAGGCAGAAUGUGACAGGCCUACAGUGGAUAGCAAGUGAAGCCUGGACAGCAUCUACUGUGCUUCAGACACCCGAACUCAUGCCGUACCUGAAGGGCACGCUCGGCAUUGCCAUCCGUCGAGGGGAAAUACCAGGACUGAAGGAGUUUUUAAUACAAAUACAUCCUGACAAAGUAAACAAUGACAGCUCUGGAACAAGCAUGGUGAGGCAGUUUUGGGAAUCCACAUUUCGGUGUAAAUUUGCUUCACCGGGUUGGCUGAAAGCUGGGGAAACACUCUGCAAUGGAGAAGAAGACAUACAAAAUGUUGAGAGCGAUUUUUUAGAUGUUUCAAACCUCAGGCCUGAGUACAAUAUUUACAAAGCUGUGUAUUCUCUAGCGUAUGCCCUUGAUGAUGUGAUGAAGUGUGAGCCAGGGAGAGGGCCUUUCAGUGGGCACAGCUGUGCCAAUUUUCAAACUUUGGAGCCAUGGCAGCUUGUUCAUUAUUUACAAAAGGUUAACUUCACCACAUCAUUUGGUGAUCAAGUUUCAUUUGAUGAGAAUGGAGAUGUGCUACCAAUCUAUGAUGUCAUCAACUGGCUGUGGCUCCCCGAUGGAAAAAUUAAAGUUCAAAAUGUGGGUGAUGUUAAGAGGUCUGAUUUCAAAGGUGAAGUUCUUAAAAUUGAUGAAGACAAAAUCUUCUGGAACUUUAUUACUAAAAAGCCACCUCAGUCAGUAUGUAGUGAGAGCUGUCCUCCAGGUACCCGCAUGGCCAGAAAGAAAGGGGAACCUGAAUGCUGUUUCGACUGUGUCCCUUGUUCUGAGGGGAAAAUCAGCAAUACAACUGACUCCAUAGAGUGCACAAGUUGUCCAGAGGACUUCUGGUCCAGCCCAAAGCAUGACAUCUGUGUGCCUAAGAAGACCGAGUUUCUCUCUUUUCAUGAGCCGUUGGGUAUCUGCUUGACAACUGCCUCAUUGCUGGGCACAUUUCUCUGUUCUGUCGUCCUGGUAAUCUUCAUCCAUCAUCGCAGCACACCCAUGAGAAAGUUUCAACUUAAUGAAAUGCACAAGCCUGGAGAUGUGGUUCUUGGUGGGCUAUUUGAGGUGCACUAUUCCUCUGUUUUCCCUGAGUGGACUUACACCUCAGAGCCACAAUGGCCCAUCUGCAAAGGGUUUAAAACUCUAGGGUUCAGGCAUGCAAUGACCAUGGCCUUUGCUAUUGAUGAGAUCAACAGGAGCUCCGAUCUGUUACCUAAUGUGACUCUAGGAUACAGUCUGUAUGACAACUGUGGUGCACUUAUCAUUGGAUUCAGUGGUGGAUUAUCACUUGCCAGUGGCAGAGAAAAGCACUAUGUGUUUGAGGAGAACUGUUUAGGGACCCCUCCAGUCAUGGGGAUAGUUGGUGAUUCUGCCUCUACAUUUUCCAUUGCCACUUCCAAUGUGCUGGGUUUAUACAAAAUGCCUAUUGUGAGUUAUUUUUCCACUUGUUCCUGCCUUAGUCAUCGGCAACGGUUCCCAUCCUUCUUUAGAACAAUCCCAAGUGAUGCUUUCCAGGUGCGUGCAAUGAUACAGAUUCUGCAACACUUCAGCUGGACUUGGGUCGGCCUGCUAGUCAGUGAUGAUGACUAUGGACUCCAUGUUGCUCGAUCCUUCCAAUCUGAUCUGACUCAAUCCAGUGGAGGUUGUCUGGCCUACUUAGAAGUUUUGCCCUGGGACAGUGACCCAGCUAAACUUAGUAGGAUUGUUGAUGUGAUGAAGACAUCCACAGCCCGUGUGGUUAUGGUUUUUGCACAUGAGUUUCACAUGAUACAUCUUAUGGCAGAGGUGCUUAGGCAGAAUGUGACAGGCCUACAGUGGAUAGCAAGUGAAGCCUGGACAGCAUCUACUGUGCUUCAGACACCCGAACUCAUGCCGUACCUGAAGGGCACGCUCGGCAUUGCCAUCCGUCGAGGGGAAAUACCAGGACUGAAGGAGUUUUUAAUACAAAUACAUCCUGACAAAGUAAACAAUGACAGCUCUGGAACAAGCAUGGUGAGGCAGUUUUGGGAAUCCACAUUUCGGUGUAAAUUUGCUUCACCGGGUUGGCUGAAAGCUGGGGAAACACUCUGCAAUGGAGAAGAAGACAUACAAAAUGUUGAGAGCGAUUUUUUAGAUGUUUCAAACCUCAGGCCUGAGUACAAUAUUUACAAAGCUGUGUAUUCUCUAGCGUAUGCCCUUGAUGAUGUGAUGAAGUGUGAGCCAGGGAGAGGGCCUUUCAGUGGGCACAGCUGUGCCAAUUUUCAAACUUUGGAGCCAUGGCAGCUUGUUCAUUAUUUACAAAAGGUUAACUUCACCACAUCAUUUGGUGAUCAAGUUUCAUUUGAUGAGAAUGGAGAUGUGCUACCAAUCUAUGAUGUCAUCAACUCUGUGGCUCCCGAUGGAAAAAUUAAAGUUCAAAAUGUGGGUGAUGUUAAGAGGUCUGAUUUCAAAGGUGAAGUUCUUAAAAUUGAUGAAGACAAAAUCUUCUGGAACUUUAUUACUAAAAAGCCACCUCAGUCAGUAUGUAGUGAGAGCUGUCCUCCAGGUACCCGCAUGGCCAGAAAGAAAGGGGAACCUGAAUGCUGUUUCGACUGUGUCCCUUGUUCUGAGGGGAAAAUCAGCAAUACAACUGACUCCAUAGAGUGCACAAGUUGUCCAGAGGACUUCUGGUCCAGCCCAAAGCAUGACAUCUGUGUGCCUAAGAAGACCGAGUUUCUCUCUUUUCAUGAGCCGUUGGGUAUCUGCUUGACAACUGCCUCAUUGCUGGGCACAUUUCUCUGUUCUGUCGUCCUGGUAAUCUUCAUCCAUCAUCGCAGCACACCCAUGAGAAAGUUUCAACUUAAUGAAAUGCACAAGCCUGGAGAUGUGGUUCUUGGUGGGCUAUUUGAGGUGCACUAUUCCUCUGUUUUCCCUGAGUGGACUUACACCUCAGAGCCACAAUGGCCCAUCUGCAAAGGGUUUAAAACUCUAGGGUUCAGGCAUGCAAUGACCAUGGCCUUUGCUAUUGAUGAGAUCAACAGGAGCUCCGAUCUGUUACCUAAUGUGACUCUAGGAUACAGUCUGUAUGACAACUGUGGUGCACUUAUCAUUGGAUUCAGUGGUGGAUUAUCACUUGCCAGUGGCAGAGAAAAGCACUAUGUGUUUGAGGAGAACUGUUUAGGGACCCCUCCAGUCAUGGGGAUAGUUGGUGAUUCUGCCUCUACAUUUUCCAUUGCCACUUCCAAUGUGCUGGGUUUAUACAAAAUGCCUAUUGUGAGUUAUUUUUCCACUUGUUCCUGCCUUAGUCAUCGGCAACGGUUCCCAUCCUUCUUUAGAACAAUCCCAAGUGAUGCUUUCCAGGUGCGUGCAGUGAUACAGAUUCUGCAACACUUCAGCUGGACUUGGGUCGGCCUGCUAGUCAGUGAUGGUGACUAUGGACUCCAUGUUGCUCGAUCCUUCCAAUCUGAUCUGACUCAAUCCAGUGGAGCUUGUCUGGCCUACUUAGAAGUUUUGCCCUGGGACAGUGACCCAGCUAAACUUAGUAGGAUUGUUGAUGUGAUGAAGACAUCCACAGCCCGUGUGGUUAUGGUUUUUGCACAGGAGUUUCACAUGAUACAUCUUAUGGCAGAGGUGCUUAGGCAGAAUGUGACAGGCCUACAGUGGAUAGCAAGUGAAGCCUGGACAGCAUCUACUGUGCUUCAGACACCCGAACUCAUGCCGUACCUGAAGGGCACGCUCGGCAUUGCCAUCCGUCGAGGGGAAAUACCAGGACUGAAGGAGUUUUUAAUACAAAUACAUCCUGACAAAGUAAACAAUGACAGCUCUGGAACAAGCAUGGUGAGGCAGUUUUGGGAAUCCACAUUUCGGUGUAAAUUUGCUUCACCGAGUUGGCUGAAAGCUGGGGAAACACUCUGCAAUGGAGAAGAAGACAUACAAAAUGUUGAGAGCGAUUUUUUAGAUGUUUCAAACCUCAGGCCUGAGUACAAUAUUUACAAAGCUGUGUAUUCUCUAGCGUAUGCCCUUGAUGAUGUGAUGAAGUGUGAGCCAGGGAGAGGGCCUUUCAGUGGGCACAGCUGUGCCAAUUUUCAAACUUUGGAGCCAUGGCAGCUUGUUCAUUAUUUACAAAAGGUUAACUUCACCACAUCAUUUGGUGAUCAAGUUUCAUUUGAUGAGAAUGGAGAUGUGCUACCAAUCUAUGAUGUCAUCAACUGGCUGUGGCUCCCCGAUGGAAAAAUUAAAGUUCAAAAUGUGGGUGAUGUUAAGAGGUCUGAUUUCAAAGGUGAAGUUCUUAAAAUUGAUGAAGACAAAAUCUUCUGGAACUUUAUUACUAAAAAGCCACCUCAGUCAGUAUGUAGUGAGAGCUGUCCUCCAGGUACCCGCAUGGCCAGAAAGAAAGGGGAACCUGAAUGCUGUUUCGACUGUGUCCCUUGUUCUGAGGGGAAAAUCAGCAAUACAACUGACUCCAUAGAGUGCACAAGUUGUCCAGAGGACUUCUGGUCCAGCCCAAAGCAUGACAUCUGUGUGCCUAAGAAGACCGAGUUUCUCUCUUUUCAUGAGCCGUUGGGUAUCUGCUUGACAACUGCCUCAUUGCUGGGCACAUUUCUCUGUUCUGUCGUCCUGGUAAUCUUCAUCCAUCAUCGCAGCACACCCAUGGUACGAGCCAACAAUGCAGAACUGAGUUUCCUCCUCCUAGUGUCACUUAAACUAUGUUUCCUGUGUUCACUUCUGUUUAUCGGCCACCCCAGAUUAUGGACGUGCAAGUUGAGACAUGCAGCAUUUGGUAUAAUCUUUGUGCUUUGUGUCUCAUGUAUUCUGGUGAAAACUAUGGUGGUUCUUGCUGUGUUCAAAGCCUCUAAGCCAGGAGGUGGAGCUGUUCUCAAGUGGUUUGGUGCCAUGCAACAGAGAGGGACAGUCCUGGUUCUUACUUCUAUUCAGGCAGUAAUUUGCACCAUCUGGAUUGUCAUCUCCUCACCAUCUCCACAUAAGAACACCAAAUACUACAAUGACAAGAUAGUGUAUGAAUGUGUUGGGUCCACCAUUGGCUUUGUUGUCUUAUUGGGUUACAUUGGCUUUCUGGCAAUCCUCAGCUUCCUGCUUGCAUUUCUGGCAAGGAAUCUUCCUGACAACUUCAAUGAGGCCAAACUCAUCACUUUCAGUAUGCUUAUUUUCUGUGCUGUGUGGGUGGCCUUUGUCCCUGCUUAUGUCAACUCACCAGGCAAAUAUGCAGAUGCAGUGGAAAUAUUUGCCAUCCUAGCCUCCAGUUUUGGCCUGUUGGUGGCACUGUUUGGACCCAAAUGUUACAUAAUCCUGCUGAGACCAGAGAGGAACACAAAAAAAGCAAUAAUCGGGAGAGGAACCACCAAUUUGUCAAAGUAGCAACUGUUAAACUUUCAUGUGGUCUUAACCAGUUUGUAUGUUGCAUUUGUUCAGUAGAAAUCUCCCUGAAGUCAGUUUUGCUGCUUACAACUGUGUCCUUUGUCUAAUCAGAAAUAAAGCAUAUUUGUGUGUUAUUCAGAUCUA